Mercenaria mercenaria is the source of this 972-nucleotide messenger RNA. RefSeq lists its product as uncharacterized. The record is from RefSeq and is a predicted model, not a curated record. NCBI's taxonomy places the organism in Eukaryota, Metazoa, Mollusca, Bivalvia, Venerida, Veneridae. The transcript has a single exon. The coding region runs from base 1 to 972 and encodes 323 amino acids.
AUGCGGUUUAGAUUACACAAAAUUGGUAUAGUUGCCGAUAUCGAGAAGUCAUUUUUGCAAGUGGGAUUACAACCUUUAGAAAGAGACGUUACCCGAUUUCUGUGGCUCAAGGACAUCAGUACAUCAAUCGUUAAUGAAGACAAUAUACAAGAAUUUCGCUUUGCAAGGGUGCCGUUUUGGCGUAAUUUCGAGUCCAUUUCUACUGGUGCCACUAUCGAAUGCCAUCUGGAUUCAUAUGAAAGUGAAAUUUCAGAAAUACUGAAAAAUGAUAUAUACGUGGACAAUGUUAUUACUGGAACCGAAACCGAGACUGAAGCCAUUAAGUUUUACGAAACAUCAAAAUCGAUCUUUAAAGAUGCAUCAAUGAACUUACGUGAAUGGACUACAAACAGUAAAUCCGUGAAUACUUCCAUACCUACUGAAGAUAGGUCAGGGUGUGAAAAGACAAAGGUGUUAGGACACUAUUGGAAUGUUAAAGAUGACACAUUUUCUAUCAAAGCGCCGAUGUUGUUACCUGAAACGUCACAGAUUACAAAACGAACAGUGCUAAAACAGAUAGCUUCAGUGUAUGACCCUCUAGGUCUUUUCUGUCCGAUUUUGCUUCGGGGAAAGAUACCUCUACAAUCAUUGUGGAGUAAACAUUGUGACUGGGAUGAUGAACUUGAAAAUAGUGACAUUCUGUCAUGGAAAUCGAUCAAAGAAGAUUUUGUAAAUAUCCCAAAUUCUCAGAUUCCAAGAUAUGUUGGAUUACAAGUUGUCGAUGAAAAUACAAAAGUACAAAACAGAUUGGUUUGCUUCUGCGAUGCUUCAAAAUAUGCAUAUGCGUGUUGCAUUUAUCUUAUUCAGGGAGAUAAAAAUGUAACAAAAGGGAACCUUGUAUUCGCAAAGUCAAGAUUAGCUCCUAUAAAACAAAAUAAAGACGAUUCCAAGAUUAGAAUUACUGGCGAUGGUCAUAGGAGUUCGUUGCAUUGA